UAACUGGUCGGACUGCUUAAGCUCCACUUGUUACAGCUCAGGGAAGGCCUAUCCCACAUGAUCUGACUCACAGAUCCUCUUUCGUUCACUGGGAGCUGUCUUAGAAGAGAGGAAAGAGCUCUCAAAUGCUCUGUCAACUCGGGAACUCAAUAGAACAAUGGAAUAUCAUCCUGACUUAGAAAAUUUGGAUGAAGAUGGAUAUACUCAAUUAGACUUCAGCUCCCGAAGUGUCCCCAGGAGACCUGUGAUCUCAAAGAAAGGAACUUUUGGGGUAUCUCAUUGGCGUUGCAUUGCUGUGACUUUGGGAAUCCUGUGCUUAGUACUACUGGUGAUAGCUGUGGUACUGGGUAUCACAGGUCUGUGGAGAUCUAAUUCGGGAAGCAACCCAUUGAAGAAUGACAAUUUUCCACCAAGAAAUAAAGGGAACCACAGUCAACCCACACAGUCAUCUUUAGAACACAGUGUGGCU
This is a messenger RNA of Hipposideros armiger (great roundleaf bat), 469 nucleotides long. RefSeq names its product C-type lectin domain family 7 member A-like. The record is from RefSeq and is a predicted model, not a curated record. Gene Ontology annotation, molecular function: pattern recognition receptor activity; (1->3)-beta-D-glucan binding. The annotation marks the transcript as partial. The transcript is spliced from 3 exons. Gene Ontology annotation, cellular component: cell surface. NCBI's taxonomy places the organism in Eukaryota, Metazoa, Chordata, Mammalia, Chiroptera, Hipposideridae. Gene Ontology annotation, biological process: phagocytosis, recognition; regulation of canonical NF-kappaB signal transduction; cellular response to molecule of fungal origin.